This is a messenger RNA of Candidula unifasciata, 216 nucleotides long. NCBI's taxonomy places the organism in Eukaryota, Metazoa, Mollusca, Gastropoda, Stylommatophora, Geomitridae. The record is from the annotation of a GenBank genome assembly.
AUGGCGUCCGUGGAGAGUAGGAGAAUCGUAGAUCUGCGUGUGAUUGAUUUGAAAAACGAACUGGAAAAGAGAGGAAUCGACAAGACAGGUGUCAAAUCCGUUCUACAGGAUAGACUUCAGAAGGCUCUUGCGGAUGAAGGUGAAGAUCCCAGCACUUUUGUGUUUCAAGUUGUAGAAACCCCAAAGAAAGGAUCAGCCAUUAAUAAAAGUAAUUUA